GAAAAGCAUAAAAAAAAAUCCAUCGCAGAAUUAGUGUUUUAAUAUGAAACAUCUAGUAAUAUAAUUGAUUGUUGUCAAAUGUCUGAACAAUAUGCUUUUCCCCUCUCUGCAAAUUAAACCGACUGAUUGUAAUUUAAUACAAAUACUUCUUUACUCUAAAUGCAAUCAACAUGGACUGACUACCUAGUUAUCUUUAGUAUGAUUUGCUGCAUUAAGAUAACAAUGGCCUUCCAUCUCUAUUGUAAAUACCUGACAAAAGUCAUCUCAAGGAUUACAGUCUUCAGGUAUGUUAUCUUUACAUUGUAAUUAAGCCCUCCACUUGCUCUUUUUAAAAUACUGAGAACUAAUGCCGUUAUGUGGAAUGUUGUUAAUGUCUUCCAAAAGCAUAUAAACAACUAAUGCAUCAUUCUCAAUUAAAAAAUGUUAAGAGUUUUUUUUCAGUAAUUAUCAUAACUUGUUAUAUUUUUCAUUAACACUUGCUCCAAGCAUUUCAUGCUAAUUAAGGAUUAAGCCCUCCACUUGCUCUUUUUAAAAAACUGAGAACUACUGCCGUUAUGUGGAAUGUUGUUAAUGUCUUCCAAAAGCAUAUAAACAACUAAUGCAUCAUUCUCAAUUAAAAAAUGUUAAGAGUUUUUUUUCAGUAAUUAUCAUAACUUGUUAUAUUUUUUUCAUUAACACUUGCUCCAAGCAUUUCAUGCUAAUUAAGGACAUUUGUAGUUCCCUUAACAGUAGUAAUAUUUGCAUUUUGCUGUAACCUUGUUAUUUUUUCAAUCAAUUUUUUUCCAAACUACCAGUGAGUCUCCAUCUUUAAGAACACCUCCAUCUUUCAACAUAUCAUUUUGCACCAUUUAGUUUGAAAAAGUGGGCAGGAAAGACAAAUCUCAAGUUUCUGACUGGUCCAUAUGGUCCUGCAGGGAGGAUCAGCACUACCUGUAUUUACCAUCAUUACCCCAUGGUGAUUAUAAUACCAUAUCCUGUGCUGAGAUAUAAUCUGACCAUUCAUGGGGAAGCAGGGCCUUAAUUACUGGCCAGGUGAUCAUCUAACUUGGAAGCACCUAUCCCAUGGACUAUCAUGUCUAUUUUGUGUUCACACCUGGAUAUGACUUAACCGCUGACACUGGAAAAGAACCAAUCAUUCACUCAAAUGGAGUCUUUGGAAGACCAUUCAGAAAAAAUGGAGUCUUCAGAAGAUGAAUAUGAAUUUAACAUGGAACCUUUAAUAGACAUCUUAGUAAGUGUGAAGCAUCCAGAUGACUAUCCCCCAAUGCAAGACUUCACAGCUAACCAAGUGCACAAAAAGUCCCCCAGAGACAAGCCACAUGACAAAGACUUCCCUGGAGCUGUCUCAGAAUGGGCCGAGAGUCCUGGAGGCACACUUAGAGACAUCUGUGAGGCUUCCCUCUGUGAGACCAUCACAAAGGAGAACAUAAGCGAAAGGUUCAUCUUGGGCCACAGAUACAACAUGCAAACAUUGCUGAGGUCAUGUACUGAGUUUCUAUCCUUAAACUUUAUGCUCAUAGACAAGAGGGAUUUGUAUAAAAUAAUAAUUAAUCAAGGCCAAGUGAUGGCUUUGGUUGAAAACCUUGUUUGGCUGAUUGAAGAUUUGCAACACAGCAACAAAAACAAUGGACAAUCAAGUGAAAAGAAAGAGAGUAGCACGGAUGGGUCUAAUGAUGAUGAUAAUGAUGAUAAUGAUACAGAUGCCAAUUAUGAAGAAGAUAAUAGUGCUAUUAACAGUGACACUGAAGAAAACUGGGAAGCUGAAACUUAUGACAUUAUUCCAUGACUAUCUUAAUUGUGGGCAAAAUAAAACCUGAAUGCCAAUUUUGCCACAGAAGACACAAACUUUGUACAUUUAGUUAAAAUUAUUAACAACACUUCUUUAUGGCUUCAGGUUUUGAAGCUAUCAAUAAGUAAUAUCUGUGUAAAUAGUUUUAAUAUUUAUUAAAAUAAUUUAAAAUCCUUUUUACCUCCUAAUAUGUUUUUUUUUACUGUCAUGUAGCAUUGUACAUACAUGUAGCUGGGCUGUAACCAAUGUAACAAGUACUCAUUCAGGCCAUAUAAAGAUCCAUGUAUUAGUUGGGCACUAGUACCAUAUGUUUGGCAUUUCCUACAAUUAGACAGACUUAUUCUUACAGUAAUCGUUGAAUAUGUUUUAAAAUCUGCCAUCCUUUGCUAUGAAUUUUUAAAGAUAAAUCUAUUUGUUUCAAAUGUAGAGUGAGUUAUUAGAGUUAUGACCUAUCAAGGUAGGAACAAUAUUGUGCAGAAGUUGAAUUGUGCAUCAAGCUUAAUUUGACUCUAUAAUUAUGUUGGUAGUACAAGACCAAGAUUAUUAACUUAAAAUAUUUGUACAGCACUGAUUUUCAUGUAUUAACUUAAAAAACCUACACAUACCUCUAUACUACUAUUUACAAGGUGUUCUACUGCAUAUUUGUAUUGCACUUGUUAACCCACUUACAUAUGUGUAAGACCUCUCACAAGGUAACAGUUCAUAACUCUAGAUCACUAUGUAUAAGUACUAGUAGUAUUCCUUUUUAUUUUGAAGUGGGUAUUUAAUAAGGGUUUUUAACACCCGCUUUUUAUUAUUUUCAUUUGCAGGGCCAAUUUAUUUAUAUAUAUAUCUAACAGUCAGUCAAUUUCCAUAUGUUAUUAUUUGGUGACCAGAUUUUCAAAAAGUGGGUAGUUAUCAUUUGUACAAAUAAUACAAGUAGAUUCCUACUGUACCAGGGGAUUAUUUAUAACAAAGUAUUUAUGAAUGGUUUCUCUUUGAUCUAUGUUUUAAAUAAAUCAUAUGAACAAGAGAAUGCCUAAUUUUAACUAAUAUAAUGCAUAAUAUACACUGUGCUUUUAUGUCAUCAUUUUUUAUACAAAAUAAGCUUGUUGGUAUUG
Lingula anatina is the source of this 2889-nucleotide messenger RNA. RefSeq lists its product as uncharacterized. NCBI's taxonomy places the organism in Eukaryota, Metazoa, Brachiopoda, Lingulata, Lingulida, Lingulidae. The record is from RefSeq and is a predicted model, not a curated record.